Messenger RNA from Phlebotomus argentipes, 846 nucleotides. RefSeq lists its product as uncharacterized. Gene Ontology annotation, biological process: sensory perception of smell; detection of chemical stimulus involved in sensory perception of smell. Bases 1 to 846 code for a protein of 281 amino acids. NCBI's taxonomy places the organism in Eukaryota, Metazoa, Arthropoda, Insecta, Diptera, Psychodidae. The record is from RefSeq and is a predicted model, not a curated record. Gene Ontology annotation, molecular function: olfactory receptor activity; odorant binding. Gene Ontology annotation, cellular component: plasma membrane. The transcript has 2 exons.
AUGGCUUUUGUGCAACUCAUUGGAAAAUCCUUUUCAAUUGUGACAAAUGACGAUGGCAUCAAGACACUCUUCUUGUGGAUUCACAAUUUACAUCAAGCUUAUGAGAGUGAUUUGAUUACAUCGCUUGCCAUUCCUGUUCUCGUCAUUGUUGCAAUUGGAGAAAUCUACUUCGUAAUUCUCAACGGAUUAUUAAUCUUUGCCAUUCCUGGACUUCCGCAGAAGAAUGAAUUUCUUAUCUAUCAACACAUUAAUCAAGCCAUUAAUAUAAUGCCGUCGACAAUCGCAAUUGUGCUUUAUGACACUAUUCUUAUCAGCAUUGGACUGUACUUCAUCAGUUCACUGGACAUCUUUCACGACAUGAUUACCUGCCUUGACGAUUCGAAGCUGAGAAACAAGAGUCAAUUCGUGAAAAUGUGCUACACUUUUCACUGUGAACUUCUCACCAUUCUUGACACAUUCAAUUAUGUCUUCUCCUACACUUUAACAGUUCAAGCUGUAACGAGUUUUGGUUUUCUCCUCUUUGUGUUCUAUCUUAUCAAAAUUCCUGGCGCAAUUGCUCUCUUUCCUCUGCUUCUCGCGAUAUUUGCACAAUUUGGAGCACUUUGUCUCUUUGGACAAGUGAUAUUUACGAAAUCCGAACGCAUCUUUGUCACUCUGUACUUGACCAAGUGGUAUGAAUUCAACUUGAAUGAUCAGAAAUUGAUGCUUAUGAUGAUGAAAAUUUGCGGAAAUUCACUGGGUUUCAAGGCAGCCGGAAUUUAUGACAUUAACUUGAUGAUGUUUAUACAAGGAGUCAAAUUCGGAUUUUCCUAUUGUGCUCUCAUUUACUCACUUUCCCUUAAUUAA